Messenger RNA from Rhagoletis zephyria (snowberry fruit fly), 7758 nucleotides. RefSeq names its product Homeodomain interacting protein kinase (gene Hipk). Gene Ontology annotation, biological process: peptidyl-serine phosphorylation; peptidyl-threonine phosphorylation. Gene Ontology annotation, molecular function: protein tyrosine kinase activity; ATP binding; protein serine/threonine kinase activity. NCBI's taxonomy places the organism in Eukaryota, Metazoa, Arthropoda, Insecta, Diptera, Tephritidae. The record is from RefSeq and is a predicted model, not a curated record. Gene Ontology annotation, cellular component: nucleus; cytoplasm.
GUAACAACGCUCAUACUAUGUAUGUCCUGGAGUAUUGGAACGCAUAAAAUAAAAAAAUAAAAAUCAGGUAACAGGCAACAACACAUAAAAUUUGUUCAAGAUGGAUUCGUGCGAAAAUUGCGAGUUAAACGUAACGUCAUUCCUGAGAAUGAAUGAAGACGAACUUAAAGUAUUCCUCAUUAACCACGGUGUUCUAAAGAGCCAGAAACUUUGUCCGAAUUGUGGAAAGAGUUGUAUCGUGUCGGGAAAAUAUUUUAUUUGCCGCAAAAUCCGAACGGAAGUAAAACAUAAGAAAAAGAAAAAGAUUCAGUGCUCAUUUAGGCGCAGUAUAUACAGCGGUACAUUUUUUUCCGGCGCUCAACUUAGCCUGGACCAAGUUUGUCGAUUCGUACUAUUUUUCAUUACGACGAAUCAACCCAAAACCAACUUCCUCCAGGAGGAAAUAGCCAUCAGCCGACAUACAGUGGUCGACUGGACCAAUUUUACGCGGGAAGUCUUGAUGCAUUGGGCAAUUGAAAAUAGCGACGGUAUGCUAGGUGGUGAGGGGAGAGUGGUCGAAAUCGACGAGGCUCAGAUAGGCCACCGAAAGUUCAAAAAUGGAAGAUGGAUUGAGGGACAGUGGGUUUUCGGCUGUAUAGAACGCGAUACGAAAAAAAUGUUCGUCGUGCCCGUCAAGGAUCGUACUAGAGAAACCCUGCUUGAGGUAAUCAAGCGAAGAAUUGCUCCAGGGUCCGUAAUCUACACGGACUGCUGGAAAGCAUACGACACCUUGGAAGAGCAUGGGUAUACUCAUGCUCGUGGGAAUCAGAGUCAAAAUAUUGUAGAUGCAUUAACGGGAGCGCAUACUCGAAAUAUUGGGCGACAUUGGCGUGAACUGCGCUCAAAAGUGCCAAAAUAUGGCAGAGUGGAGGAGCACUUGGAAGGCUAUAUUGCCGAAUUCCUUUUCCUGCGCAAAUACCCGAAAAUCAGUGAACGCAUUCACAACAUAUUCAAGGCAAUAGGCUCCUUGUAUGCACCCACUAAUUAAAAUAAACUUUUGUUCUACUUCUUGGGUUUCAAAUUUAGUGUUAAAAGCGUGAACAGUUAAUCAAACUGUAAAUAAAAUAAUUGUAUUGGAUAAAUUUAGUUUUUUAAUGGAAAAAAUAUCUUAAACGCACCAGCAAAACUUAACUACACAGUAUAAAACGACAUAAAUAGAGUUUUAAAAAUUUGAAUCGCAAGCUUAAGUUGUACAAGCAAACUUAAUAGCAAAAUUAAAAAAAAAUUAUUAAUUACCAGUUAUGAAAAACUCCAACCAAGUUGAGAAAUAAAAUUUAAAAAUAAAAAAGAAAUGCGAACAAAAAACAGAGCAAAACUAUAAAAUCAAAAGGAAGCGCCGAAUAGCAUCAAAAAAAUAAAAAUAAAACUCGUAAAUAAUACGAAUGACGCGUGAAACUGUUGCUGCAGCAGCGUUACAAAUCGACGGACAUACAACGGCAGCUGACAGCAACACAUGUCUGAGUAGACAGGCAACAACAACAGCUAAAACAGCAACACCAAUUGCCCCAGCUUUGGCAGUGAGGACGAAACGUGAAAAUCGCUUGCGAGGACAUUUGUCGAAAUUGAAUUCGACAACGGCUACAAUAACAAAAGCAACCACAAAUUGUUACAACUCUUACGAACGCGAUACGGCGCGUCCAACAACAUUAUUGAAAACAAUAACGACGACGACGAGUAGACGCGGCGAUUUUAUUGUAUUGCAUUAAGAUUGCAAAGAAUUUUUGCAUUGCAUUGGGUUAGCGAAUACAAAUGAAAACGUCGCUUGUGAACGCGUCCGAUUUCGACUACUCCAGUCGCCCCGUACAGUACGAGGGCGAACAACGGCGCGUACUACAGCAAUACGAGCAGCAGUCUCAGCUGCAACAGCAGCAUCAGGAGCGAUUGCAAGCAGCGCAAGACGACGAACAGGAACGAGAACGAGAGCAGCAACAACGCAAGCAUCAAUCGCCAUUUGUGCAGCAACAUCAUUAUCAACAACAAUAUUUGCGUCCGCAUCGUUAUCACGACGACAAUCAGUCGCAACAUAGACAACAAAAGCAGCAAAAGCAGACAUCACGACAACAACGCCAACAGGAAAGUUCUGCCGUUGCCACAUCGACAAUUGUCUAUCAGCCAUCCUCAUCGGGUUUAAAGCACUCGCCAAGUAGGUUUGCUGACGCUGAACAAGAACAACAAGAACAACAACAACAACAUCAGCAGCGACAACAAUACAUUGACAGCCGCGAAAGUACAGUCAACACUGCUGAGGUUGUAGUAGAGAGCAGCAGCGACGAUAACGCAAACGGCGAUCAUAAUUCGGCACAGAGUGUAAUUUAUAUUGAAGAUAGUAAUUGCGAUCAGCUUCAGGAUCAGCGCCAGCCGCUGAAAGAGAGCAACGGCGGCGAUAAUUGUGGCGUCAGCAGCAAAUUUGUGAAUAACCUAAACGAGACAAGUGUUGUUACUUCGACGAAGAAGCAGCAGCAGCAAGCGUCAACGAUACGCUAUUCAUCCUCCUCAUCCUCCGCAGCGGCAGCAGCAGCAGCAGCGUCGAGUAAAUAUCAACAGCAUCAGCAGCAGCAGCAACAACGUCAGCUGCAGAAGUUAUCGAGCAAACGCAAGCGCGAGAAAGAGUGUAAUUGCGGUUGCCUUGAUUCAUAUACAUCGUCCUCCUCGUACAUUGCCUCAAGCUCUACGACUCGUUGUCAAAGCACUAGUAACGAAGCUGCCGGAGUUGGUGUUAUAAGUAGUACAACCGCAGUAGCAGCGUCAGCAGCAUCUGCUUCAGCGCAAACGGCAUCCACCAAUUCGGCAGCGGUGGCGGCGACGGCGACAGCGACGACGACAACGAAUAACAACAGCCUCAAGACGGCGCACACUAAAGUCGCCACGUCUGGGGGGCACGCCAAUACGCAGCCCCCCAGCAAACGUUCGAGCAGCGGUGCCGAUGGCGAUUAUCAGCUGGUGCAACAUGAAGUUCUCUAUUCGCUCUCCGCUGAGUAUGAGGUACUGGAGUUUCUGGGACGCGGCACGUUCGGUCAAGUGGUUAAGUGCUGGAAGCGUGGCACCUCAGAAAUUGUGGCUAUUAAGAUUUUAAAGAAUCAUCCGUCAUAUGCUCGUCAAGGUCAAAUUGAAGUGUCGAUUUUGUCGCGACUCAGUCAGGAAAAUGCAGACGAAUUCAAUUUUGUACGCGCCUUCGAGUGUUUUCAACAUAAAAACCACACAUGUUUGGUAUUUGAGAUGCUUGAGCAGAAUCUUUAUGAUUUCCUGAAGCAAAACAAAUUUUCACCUCUACCUUUGAAAUAUAUCCGGCCCAUAUUGGAGCAGGUUUUAACGGCGUUGCUGAAGCUAAAGCAACUUGGUUUGAUUCAUGCUGACUUGAAGCCGGAAAAUAUAAUGUUGGUAGAUCCUGUCAGACAGCCCUAUAGGGUGAAGGUGAUUGACUUUGGCAGCGCAUCGCACGUUAGCAAAACAGUUUGCAACACCUACUUGCAAUCGCGCUACUAUCGUGCGCCGGAAAUAAUUUUGGGUCUGCCAUUUUGUGAGGCAAUCGAUAUGUGGUCGUUGGGCUGUGUAGUGGCAGAACUGUUCCUGGGUUGGCCCUUAUAUCCGGGCUCGUCUGAGUUCGAUCAAAUAAGGUACAUAUCACAGACACAGGGUCUGCCCACGGAACAUAUGUUGAACAGCGCCUCGAAGACAUCGAAAUUUUUCUAUCGCGACGUCGAUUCGACCUAUCCUUUUUGGCGCUUGAAAACCACAGAAGAACAUGAAGCAGAGACGAAUACGAAGAGCAAAGAGGCGCGCAAAUAUAUAUUUAAUUGUUUGGAUGACAUCGGUCAGGUAAAUGUGCCUACCGAUUUGGAAGGUGGCCAAUUGUUGGCCGAGAAAACCGAUCGGCGUGAGUUCAUUGACCUGCUAAAGCGUAUGCUGACAAUUGACCAAGAGCGCCGUCUUACACCUGCUGAGGCGUUGAAUCAUUCCUUUGUACGCCUCACUCACCUAGUUGACUAUGUUUAUUGUAACAAUGUAAAGGCAUCGGUGCAAAUGAUGGAAGUGUGCCGUCGUGGCGAUUUUCAUACCGUACAACCAGCCUCUACUUUGGUUACCAAUUUUGUACCCAGCACUACCGAGAAUAUGACGUUUACCAUCAACAAUCAGCUGACCAGUCAAGUGCAGCGUUUGGUGCGUGAACGUCCGCUAGCCUAUGAAGGACUCUACCAAAUCUAUGGCGGUCGUAAUGUCGGACGGCAGUACACUCAACGGCCUGCCGAUGCCUUCCAACAUCAGCUGAAUAUAUUGUGUCCGCCCUCUUAUCAAGCUAUGCCCAGUCCCACCAAGCAUGUUGUUGUUGGUAGCGCUACAAUGCAACCACCAUUGCAAGUUCCUCCACAGCAGUAUGUGAAUGUGCCUGUACCAGUGUCAAUGGUGGAACCGGCUUCCGGCCAACGUAUGUUGCUGACUAAUCGUGUGCAAGCAAGCGGUGUGGCAUGGCCACAAAAUGGACGGCAGAUGGCUUUGGUGCCUUCAUGGCAGCAAGCACCAGCGCAUUCGUUGAUUGUUGAUUCAGCGCCAUUUUUGAACGUUGAGGAAAUUUAUCCGAAACACCAUUUGAAUAUACCAAGAAAUGAUCUCAAGAAGGAGUCGCCAGUGCAGCAUUUAGUUACGAAGAGCAACUCGUAUCGUGUGCCGCGCCAUGACAAAAAGGAGAACAAUCAACUGUCGCCUGUUAAGAAGCGUGUAAAGGAGAGCUCUCCACCACAUCAGCAGCGUUAUAAUCGCGCUUCGCAUGUUUCUCCGCAAUACCAUAGCCAUCAUAAUUGCAACUAUGGUAGCAGUUAUAAUAGUAACGCUGGACCGGUUAUCACUUCAGCUUCGUCCAGUAAUAUUGUCAGUCAGAGCAACAGCAAUGGUGGUGGGCACCAUCAUCAUAGCAGCAACUCGGCCAAUCAACAACAUGUUAUUAGCAGCAGCAGCGGCAGUAAUGGCGGGGGUAAUGGUGGCGGCUACAGCAAUAGCAAUCAUCACAUUAUCAACAAUUGUAGCAGCAACAAUAGCGUUAGUGGUGGCAAUUAUCAUCAUCAAACUCACCACUCGCAACAACAUCAGCCGGUACAGCCAUCGGUGCCACACUCGCAUCAGCAUCAUGGUGCUAUUGUAAAGCAACAGACGAUUACUAUUCACGAUACGCCAUCGCCCUCGGCUGUCAUAACGAUUUCCGAUAGCGAAGAUGAGGGGAAUGAGCCACCGGCUCCAGCACCCGUUGCGCCCGUAAUGAAGCAACGCGCACAUGCUCAGUCGCAGACCAAUCCGGCUUUAUUGCAACAUUCUUCAUCGUCUUCGUCUUGCCGCGCCAAUGGUCAUCAGCACCAGGUGCAAUCGCAGCAACAACAGCCGCAGCAUGUACACCACCAUCACCAUCAGCCCCAACCACAACCACAAGCGCAGCAACAGCAACAGCCGCCGCAUCCGCAUCAGCCACAACAGCCACAUCACCAGCACCAGCAUCAAGCUGUUAACAUCUAUGGUAAUGCAUCAACAUCCACUUCAACGUCUACUAGUAGCAUCACUAAUCAUUCAAAGGCAAAGUUGUCGCAUGAGUCACAAUCACAGUCACAAUCGCAUACGAAUUCGUAUUCGCAUUCAAAUCUAACCCAUAGCUCUGAUGUCAGCAUCAAAUGUUCAAGUAGUUCGAACAGUAGCAAUAGCCAUAGCCAUAGCAAUAUCAAUAACAGUAAUAUUAAUAGCAAUAGUCAAGGCGGUGGCGUACAUAACAAUAACAAUCAUAAUAAUAAUAACAGCAACAACAAUAGUAACAAUAGCAGUAGUAACAGUAAUCAAUAUGCCACCGCCGCCCGAAGUACGGCAUCAAAUGCUGUGCAGGGCGGAAGCGGAAGUGGAACUGGAUUUGGUGCAGGAGCCGGAGCAGAUAUUGCCGCUGGCGCCGCCGCGGUCGCCGCAUGCUCGGCACAGCAACAUGUGGUGCAACACGCACACUCGCUUCCACAUACGCACUCGCAUUCACAUCAUCAAAAUUCUCACCAUCAUCACCAGACUCCGACACAGACGCUAAUGCAGCCGCAAUAUAUUGCAAGCAAUCACCAUCAUCAACCAAUGCAGCCACAACCGCAGCCACAGCAGCAGCAACAUGCGGCUAGCAAUUGCGGCAGCAUCUCUCACAAUUCCGCCUCCACUUCCGCAACCAACACCAAUUCCAAUUCUACUUCUACUUCCACCCACCACCAUUACAAUAGCAACAAUAGCAGCAACAAUCAUCACCAUCAUGUUGCUAGCAACACUUCCUCCAUAUCCUCAAACACCAACAAUUCUUCCUCACAUUCAACAUCUUCCCUAUCCACUGUCAAUCCCUAUCCACCCGUACUAUCUUCUUCCUCCUCAUCCUCAGCCACCACUAGCAUCGCUCAUCGUCACAGCAAACACGUUCAGUUAGUAAUCCCAUGCGUAACCGUAGGUGACAACGAUACAGAGGAGGUGCGUCGUCGUAACAGUCAUGUACACAGUGGCGGUAAUAGUCCCAGGCAACAGCAGCAGCAACAACAACACCAGCAUCAGCAUCAGCAAAUACAAGCUUCAUCCUCCUCACAUCAUCACCACCAACAACAGCAGCAACAACAGCCACAUCAGCAACAGCAUCAACAUCAGCAACAAGUUGUACAGCCGCAGCCACAGCAACAGCAGCAGCAGCAGCAGCAUCAAUACCAACAGCCUGCUCAACAGCAACAGCCGAACAUAAAAUAUGAACCGGGCCAAUCGCAAAAGAAGCGCAUUUUGGCCAUGGCACAGAAUGAGUGUUACAACAAUGGCGGUAACGCAGCUGGCUGCAGUGGCAGCGGCAGCAGCUUAGGCAACCAAACAGCUAGUUUGCCACAUUUGCCAACCAAGCAGGAGCCAGCCGAAUUUUACGAGUAUCCGCCACAGCAGGCUCCUACAGUCGUAGUCGAUAACAAGCGCUCCUCAUGGGCAGCCGCAGCCACACAGGCACAACCGGCACAUCACAAGCGCGAGGUCAUCUCCACGGCACCAUCUGGAUCGGCAUACGUACAGCAUGCACCGUCCUCGUCAGCAGCUGCUGCUGCACCGCCAUUGGCGCAUUCGAAGAGCUCAUCGUCGGCAGUUGGCGGUGUUGUGGCAGUAGGUGCUGUCUCAGGUGCCGCUGCAGGUCCGCCAUCGUGGGGUGCACCGCAAGUGUAUCAUCGCCAACAGCAAACUCAUACAGCCGUACAAGUUGUUGCACCAUCAGCGCAGCAGCAACAAUCACAACCACAGCAUCAACAUCAUCAACAUCAAGCGAAUACACCGAUUGGUGGUUCGCCAGCUGCUGCUACAGCAGUAAUGUUGCAGCCGGAUAUAUAUGCACAGGGUGACAUGUACCGACGUCCAACGGUGUUUGUAUCGCAAGCGACUCCAACAUAUGCGUACAAUCGGGCUGCAGUUGCACCGCCGCCAGCACACAACAGUUCGAGUCGUCAGGUAAUACCAUCGCAUCCACUGCCCGCUCAUAUACAUUUUCCCACACAGUAUAGCCAAUUUGGUCCUCUGAGCCCAGCACAAGUUGCCGCCAGCAAGCAUGCGCAUUAUGCUCCGGCGAAUAUAUGGUACGGUGGAGAAUAAACUGGUUUAAAACACUCGAAUCUUUUCUAACUGAUUGUGUUGGCAGCAACAGCAGAUUUAAGAAAACCAAAUGCAGUAAAAAGAAUUACAACCACAACAACAACAACAAUAAAA